Molecule: messenger RNA, 1410 nt
Organism: Phycomyces blakesleeanus NRRL 1555(-)
Lineage: Eukaryota; Fungi; Mucoromycota; Mucoromycetes; Mucorales; Phycomycetaceae
Exons: 10
Coding region: 1-1410 (469 amino acids)
Biological process (GO): monoatomic cation transport
Cellular component (GO): plasma membrane
Molecular function (GO): monoatomic cation transmembrane transporter activity
Source: RefSeq, a predicted model, not a curated record
AUGCCACCAUCUUAUAGUAUCGUCUCGACAGAUACGAUAGAAUUACAGCCAACUGGAUCUACACCAAGUGGAACGAGUGCUCGUCAUCUCGAAGACAAUCGACAUGGACAUUCCAGAAGAGGAUCGACCGCCUCAUUCGUUCUCUUGAAAGCAGGAGUUCACCAUGACUCCGAAAACGAUACCGACACAUCUGGACUUGGAUGCUCUAGUAAACUAGCCGUACAAGCCUUGCCAUCUUUAUUAAUAAGCGUAGUCGGCCUUGUUUUUGCAGGGUGGAUGUUGGAUGUCUUUCAACAUUGGCCUGUCUUUGUUCAAGUUUCUGAGCUAUUUAUACUUGUUCCUGUGUUACUAAAUCUCAAGGGUAAUCUAGAGAUGACUCUGGCCUCUCGUGUUUCGACUUUUGCAAAUAUGGGGCACAUGGACUAUCCCGAUAAAAGGAAUUCGAUUGUUUUGGGUAAUCUGGCCCUUAUUCAGGUGCAGGCCUUGAUCGCUGGUUCGAUCGCUGGUAUCUUCUCCUUUAUUCUCGGAAUCCUCAGGCACCCCACGGCCCCUACAACUGUCAGUGAGAGCAUAUUGGUGAUCACUAGUUCAAUGGUUUCUGCAACAGUUUCUAGCUUCGUAUUGGGUGUAUUUAUGUGUAUUCUUAUCAUUGUAAGCCGAAUGCUCCGUAUUGAUCCUGAUAAUAUUGCAUGCCCUAUGGCUUCCUCUUUGGGUGAUGUUGUGACACUUGGAAUCUUGGCAGCCUGUGCACAUUUUCUAAUGGUGCGCCUAGAUUCAAAGUUGAGCUUAUUUCUGCUUAUUGGGAUGAUCAUCUCUAUCCCAUUUUUUGCAAAAUCUGUUUGGAAAAACAAACAUGUCAAGAACUUGUUGUAUUCUGGGUGGACACCCAUUAUUCUUGCAAUGUUGAUUUCAAGUUUUGCCGGCCUUGUUUUGGAGCGUUAUGUUGAACAUUUCAAGGGUUUGGCUAUGCUUACUCCAAUUUUGUGCGGUUUAUCUGGUAAUUUGGGAUCAAUCUAUGCUUCACGUAUCAGUACCUGCCUGCACACAGGUGUUCUUGAACAGUACACAAGAGUCGAAUGGACCCUUAUGUUUAUGAACGUCCCAGUUCAGAUAUUGUUUCUCUUCAUUGUCUGGCUACUGAACCUUGGCCAUCUUGAUUUCACAGUCUAUUUUGCCUUUACUUAUUUUAUUGUCUCAAUGAUUUGUACAUGGCUUGCUCUCAAGAUGGGUAAAUCAAUGACCCUUAUCUUCUGGAAACAUGGUUAUGAUCCUGACAACUAUGUUCUUCCCUACCUUACUGCUAUAAUCGAUGUGAUUUGCACUAGCCUUCUAGUGAUUUCAUUUACUCUUCUGUCAGAAUACGGUCUAUCAGAUCUUUCUGCGCCGGUUUCCACGAGCAAUACCCAUUAA